This is a messenger RNA of Lytechinus pictus (painted urchin), 6084 nucleotides long. RefSeq names its product solute carrier organic anion transporter family member 4A1-like. Gene Ontology annotation, cellular component: plasma membrane. The coding region runs from base 52 to 2298 and encodes 748 amino acids. Gene Ontology annotation, molecular function: protein binding. The transcript has 11 exons. NCBI's taxonomy places the organism in Eukaryota, Metazoa, Echinodermata, Echinoidea, Temnopleuroida, Toxopneustidae. The record is from RefSeq and is a predicted model, not a curated record. Gene Ontology annotation, biological process: sodium-independent organic anion transport; transmembrane transport.
CUUUCUUCAAUAGAGAAGACAAAAGAUCCAGGUAACAUAGAUACAAACAAAAUGGUCCAAUCAGAACAGAGUGGAUCACGUGACUCGCUCACGACUAACGAGCAAGAUAUAUCAGCAGACGUUCAAACCAAUAGCGGUAUCGAUAUCGGAUUAUCGAAUGUCACCGCUGUCGAACUGAAUGAGAGACCGCCCACCAGCAAAGUAACCGCGGUAAGCAUCGAAGAGAACGGCAAUGAUAUCGCCUUGCAGAAGAAUGGUGUCUAUAAUGAGCCAAACAAGAACAGCGGUGUCCAAUCUCUCGGCGAAACGAUAACAGAGGCAGAUGAUGAUGAUGACAAUCCUCAGUGUGGCUGGCACAAAUGGAGACCAAAAUGUAUUCAGAUAUGUAAUAACCCGAUCGGCUACCUCGUGUUCCUGUCCAUCUUCGUGGUUGCGCAAGGUAUGACCGUCAACGGUCUCGUCUAUGUCGUUGUUACGUCACUUGAACGUCGCUACAACUUCCCAAGCAUCCGUAGCGGCUUUAUCUCCAGCAGUUUUGACUUCACAGUGAUGAUCAUCAUUAUUUUUGUGACGUAUGUUGGAGAGAGAGGUCAUAAGCCGAUGUGGUUAGGUAUCGGAGCUUUACUCUUCUCAUGUGGAUCUUUCAUGUUUGCUGUCCCACAGUUUACCACUGGACCAUAUAGGGUGAAUGAUGGGGAAAUUCACACGGGUGAAUGCAACGCUUUCAAUCAAACUAAAGACAGUCCCGAUUCUACGGAUACCAGGGGAUUGAGCAACUAUUACUGGGUCUUUAUUGGUGCUCAAGUCUUACAUGGUCUAGGUGCAUCACCUAUCUAUACUCUAGGAAUAACAUACAUUGAUGAAAAUGUAGUUCCUGCUUCAGCAGGCAUUUAUUUAGGUGUGUUUAAAGCGUUUGCCAUAUUAGGACCAGCCUUGGGUUAUCUAUUAGGAGGUGUGUUUCUUGGGAUGUAUAUAGACCCACUUAUCAGCAAGGAUGAACUUGACAUCACACCUAAGAGUCCAGUAUGGGUAGGUGCCUGGUGGAUGGGAUUCCUAGUUACUGGUGUAUUAGCUCUUACAGUAGCUAUUCCAUUGUGUGGAUUUACACGCUCAUUACCAGGAGCAAAGAAGGUCAAAGAGCUUCGUCGAAAUGAGGCGCACAACGGCCAUGAGUUUGAGGUGCGAGCAGGCUUAAGCGAGAGCCUGAUUGACUUCCCCAGAGCCACCUGGAUGCUUAUCAGGAAUCCUGCAUUCAUGUGUGUCAGUAUGGUCACUGUCACAGAGACAUUUACUCUUGCCUCCAUUGCUGUCUUUGGACCAAAGUAUCUAGAAUCACAGUUCAAUAUGACAUCUGGCUCUGCAGCUAUAACAGCAGGCUUGCUUGUUACUCCGUCCAGUGUGCUGGGUGCGUUGGUUGGAGGUUACAUCGUGAAACGGUUUGAUCUUAAGUUCCGUGGGAUGAUGAAGUUUGUACUGGUUGCUCUCUGUGCAUCAUUUCUGCUCACUUUCACGUUCAUGAUCAGCUGCCCCAAUGCUUCCUUCGCUGGAGUCACUGUGAAUUAUGGGAAUGGGACGAUGAAAUACAGUGGUAAAGAAGCUAAUCUUACUGCAGGUUGUAACGCUGACUGUCACUGUGGUAAUGACUUCCAACCUGUAUGCGGAGAAGAUAAUAUCAUGUACUAUUCUGCUUGUCAUGCUGGCUGUAUGAAUACAGUAGAAGAUACAGAGGAGAGUGUAGAGAGAUACCAUGAAUGCCAUUGUGUUAUGAGUAAUAAUGUUACUAGCAAUCCCUUAGCACGAGGGGGCGCUAUGUCAGGGAGAUGCAUAUCAGACUGCCCUCUACGAGCACCAUUCUUUGCCCUGCUCUUCCUCAUGAUUACAUUCACAUUCUUGGCCACUGUUCCAAUGAUAACAGCAACCCUAAGAGUUGUUUCAAGAUCUCAGCGGACCUAUGCCCUUGGUCUACAGUCAUUGAUGUUCAGGCUACUUGGUAGCGUACCAGGCCCAGUUGUGUUUGGCGCCCUCAUUGACCAGUCAUGCCUGCUAUGGGAGCACCAGUCUAACGGUAGCCGCAAAUGCUGGACCUACAACAAUUCCCUCUUCAGCCGUUACACACUGACUUUGCUGGUUGUCCUCAAACUUCUCUCCAUCCUAUUCUGCAUACUUGCUGCGGUGCUGUACAAACCAAGUAAACCUUUAGUAGAGAAGGUUGAAUCCCCGGAGCAGAGUGAGGCCAAGGUGGAGAACUCUAGAACAGAUCUCUCAAUAGCAUCCUAUGAUAAUGGUAGCAGGGUAUGAUGAUUGGUUCAGAGGCAUGCAUUCUGAGCAGUGUGUAGCGUAAAUCUAAUAGCUUUAAGAUGACUGAUUGAUCACCUCAACACCACAGUAAGGAAGUAGUUCACAUUUCACCUCAGCCACUAGCAAGAAUCAUCACAUUGUCAACUAGUACAAAUAAAUGUUCAGAGGACCGAAUCUAAGUCUUAGUAAAAUGUUUGUAGGUGUCAUGUUCAAAAUGGGUAUUAUGUGUAUAGUGUAUAGAUUGGUUAAAGAAACCAUGUAAGAUGAGGUUGCUAUGAAGAACAAUGUAUUGUAUAUCAGUAAUUAUGAGUGGCUGUUUUAUCACCUUUAUUCCGUAGCUAACUCUUCCUCACUACUAGGUUGUGAAUGGUAAUAUACUACAUGACAUAGGAAUGAGUGCCUUUACAUCAUCAUCAAAGAGAGUAGUCUUAUGCACUUUCACAUACACAAUGCUACUCAUUUUCUAAUCUUCUAUAUUUUUUGACACUUGGUCAUAUUCACAUAGAUAUAGUCAUGUAUGAAAUGAGAUGAUAUUCCCCUAGUGAUAAUCAUUCAGUAUGUGGUAAUUGGAUUUUAAGAUAUUGCAUAUUCUAUAUUUCUAGUAAAAUACAGAGAAAAUUCUUAGAUUACAAUCAAUUUAUAUGCCUGUAUACAAUCCAAGAGAGAGAGAAAGAGAGAGAGAGAGAGAGUGUGAGUAAGAGUAAAUUGAAAUGAUCAACAUUUCUUGAUAAUCAUAGCCAUGCUAAAUCUGACUUUUCUCUAAUUGAAUGCAAUGUUGGUUCUUGCAGUAACCAAAUUGAUGAUUUACACUCAUGGAAUUUGAAGAGCGCCAUCAUGAGUUGAGUUGAGUGCCAUCUUGCCGGCAUGUUGGGAAACCAUUAGUUUUUUUUGGUUGGGUUUCAACUGCAGUUCCUUUUGUACAGGCUAAACAUCAGCAUUGGAAUUUAAUCAAAAUACACUCUUUGUUAAUUGGUAUUCAUGCAAUUUAACUCACCUUUAUUAGCACAAGAAAAGUAAAUUGGAAAUCUGACACAUGAACUCCAUUUCCUUCAUUGAUAACAGCUAUGACUAAAAGGCUCUGGACAGACUUCAAUAGUCUCCUGCUCGUAUUACAUAUCAUCCUGCCCUAGCAUUUGCUACAGCAUUUGUGUCAUGUGGACAUGUGAUGUGCACGUAGAUGAACUGACCCUGCCAUGGUUUUAAAAUUUAACCCGUCCAACUAUAUGAUGAUAUCAGUAUUGAUAUGUAGCAAUUAAAUCUACUCUAUUGAAAAAAAGUGCAAAUUGUUUGCCCCUUCCCCACCUCCCCCGAUUGUAUAACUUGUUUGUUGAUGACAAAGCGACUUGGGAGGUCAAAGUUCAGUUAUAGAAAAGGGUAAACUUUGAGAGAAUUGUUUUGUGUGUGAGUAAGCCAGCUAUAUUAAUGUUCAUAUGUAAUACUAUACAUUCUAGUGAUAGUAUGUCAAUUUAUUUUUACUAACUUUCUCUAUUUUGUGGAAGGAGAAUGUUGAAAGUAGAAUUAUGGUAUAUUGUUCAUAAUGAAUUGAUUUAGAAUGAUUGAAAAUUAUUUAUAAUGUGACAUUCCUUAGCUAUACCAGUGAAAGUACAUGUACAAGCAUCUAUAGCCUUUUAGCCUCAAAGAAUACUUUUAUCUGUAUAUGAAUGGUUGACUUGUAAAUUUGAAUAAUAGUUGAGACAGGCAAGUUUGUGUGUGAAUUAACACAUCCUUGGAGAGUGUUUGUUAAAUGACAUAUUGUGCCCAAUUCUUUUGUAGUUAUAACAUUUGGUAAUACUUGUAUUGUUUGUUUGUUUUUUAAUGUUCAUUGUGAGCCCAUCAAACUCUGGAUUUGUUUAUAAUUUAGAUUUAUGUAUACCUCAUUAAUCCUACUCUUGAUUUUCAUUUGUUUGGUUGGACAUAUUGUAGCAUUUUAUUAAAAAUAUAUGUAAUUUCUAUUUUAUUUAUGUAUGCAAUAUUUAUAUAUACAUACAGCCAUUUAAAAUGUAGUGCAAUUGAUACACAUGAGACAGGACAUGAGAAUAGUCCACUUUUCUUCUUUUGUGUUAUGUUUAUCUUUCUCUGAUGAAUUAUCCAUUGAUUACCUUUUGCAAGUGGUAUAAUACCCAGAUGUAAAAUAGCAGUUUUUCAAUUGUUUUUAUAAACAAGGUGACCAAACUCUUUUCAUAUUGAAAGAGAAUUUGUACAAAACUGAGCAUAGCCCUCAUUUUGCCAAAGAGUGUGGAUAUUGUGGAUGUAAUGUAAUUAACAACAAAAAAUAAGUUCAUAUUUUACAUUUAUUUAUUACUUCUUUAAUUAAACUGAUCAUUAACAUUUAUUGGAAUUGGUAAUUUCUUACAUGUAUUUCAACCAAAAUCCUAGACCGGAAUUGAGAAGAAAAAAUAUCUGCCAAAUUCACGUAACAUAUUCCACUUUGUGUCAAUCAUUUUUAAUGUAACAUAAAGAUAUUGGUGAGUAUCACAUGUAAAAUAAUUUCAUGGUCAGAUUGCUGUGUACUUUUGAUUCAUUCUUCUCACUAUUACAAAUACUUGUUUCCUCUUUUCUAGUUUCACAACCCAGUAUUAUCAUUUCUAGCAAUUGAUUGACGUGGACUAUAUUUGAUCAAAUGCAUAACAUUCUCUAAAUUAUUUUUCCUUUGUAGAAGUUAUGAGAAUCCCUAGUUUUAUUCAUGAAUGAUGAUUUUAGGAAGAGAUGGUAUUGCAUUCUGAAUGAAAGUCUGCCUUGAUAACGAGUUUGUUUAAAUUGACUGCUGGAAAUUAUGAGGAAGAUAUCUACGAAAGUAAAAUAAAUAAAACAAGAAAUUAAAAGAGUUAUGGGUACUUUAAUUCACUAUUUGUGCAAAAAAUCUAAAUCUCAUAGUCAGGUCUGGCAAUAUGGAGUUUCUUUGCCUCUCAUUGUAUAGUGUGUUGAAUGCCAAUCGCCUCAUGAUUUUAUUAAUUUAUGUUAUCAUCACAAGCAUUGCCAGGAAACAAUGAUUAGGCAUCCUGAUUUAUUUGUAGGAUUUAGCAAUUCUAGCAAUAUGGUACAUGUGUGUGUGGUCUUAAAAGGCCUAAUCCAAUUUAAAUGCCAAGAGAAAUUCAAAUGAACAUUUUCAAAUGACGUGUUUGUUUAUAACACUGAUUGAUCAUAUGUGAGGAUAGAACAAAUUAACUUUGAUAUUACUGUAUAUUAAUAUUUAUUCAAUAUAACAACUAAAUAUGUUCUAUUGAGGUAUAUGUAUAUUAUACUGGUAUGAUUUUUUUUGUAAACCAUGGUCUCUGUUCCUCGGAGUCACAAGAUAGCAACUAUUGUACUUUUGUUGUUUUGCCGUUUUAUAUGUUUAUAUGCAGUCUAAAUAUAUUUAUAUAUAAAUACCAAAUGGUGCUUAUGCCAUUAUAUGCAGUCUUUGUAAAAUAUUUGUUAUUUUUUUGUUUGAACCAAAAAAAAGGUCGGUUUAUUUGUUAAUUGUUAGUUUUAAACUAACAAUUAUUUGCCAUUUUGUAUUUUGUUGUGAUGAACAAUAUUCUGUUAAUUUUGCUAUUUUUUGCCUUAGGAAUAUGGAUGUGAAAUAUUUGCAGAGCUUAGGAGUCAUUGAUGAUUUUUUUUGCUGAAUUCUAAAGAAUUAAUAUAAUCAUAUUAUUGUACCUCCGCACAUAAUUGUUAUUGAUAUUGUUUUUAAUUUGUCAUUAUCAUGCACAUCACCAGCUUGUCAUAAGUAUGCAUUACUAGUAUCCACUACUGCCUUAUGUGUCACUUUCUUAUCAAUCAAAUACAUGUCUACUGUUCAGUAAA